Molecule: messenger RNA, 1968 nt
Organism: Penicillium soppii
Lineage: Eukaryota; Fungi; Ascomycota; Eurotiomycetes; Eurotiales; Aspergillaceae
Product: putative GTPase NOG1
Exons: 5
Coding region: 1-1968 (655 amino acids)
Biological process (GO): ribosomal large subunit biogenesis
Cellular component (GO): nucleolus
Molecular function (GO): RNA binding; GTP binding; GTPase activity
Source: RefSeq, a predicted model, not a curated record
AUGAAGACUACGUGGAAAGAUAUUGCGCCUGUGCCCACACACCAGGAAUUCCUGGAUAUUGUCCUGAGUCGGACUCAGCGUCAGCUGCCCACUCAGAUUCGUGCUGGUUUCAAGAUCAGUCGUAUCAGAGGUUUCUACACCAGAAAGGUCAAGUACACUCAGGAGACUUUCUGUGAGAAGUUCCAGCACAUUCUCGAUGGAUUCCCCCGCUUGGUUGAUAUCCAUCCUUUCCACAAGGAUUUGAUGAACACUCUUUACGAUGCCGACCACUUCCGUAUCGCCCUUGGUCAGGUCUCGACCGCCAAGCACCUGAUUGAAACCGUUUCUCGCGAUUACGUCCGUCUUAUCAAGUAUGCGCAGUCUCUGUUCCAGUGCAAGCAGCUUAAGCGUGCUGCCCUUGGUCGUAUGGCCACCAUCACUCGCCGUCUGAAGGAUCCCCUCGUCUACCUGGAGCAGGUCCGCCAGCACUUGGGUCGUCUGCCUUCGAUUGACCCCAACACUCGUACCCUCCUGAUUUGUGGAUACCCCAAUGUCGGAAAGUCCAGCUUCCUGCGCAACAUCACCCGCGCCGAUGUCGAUGUUCAGCCCUACGCUUUCACCACUAAGAGUUUGUUCGUGGGUCACUUCGAUUACAAGUACCUUCGUUUCCAAGCCAUUGAUACCCCCGGAAUUCUGGACCACCCCCUGGAGGAGAUGAACACCAUUGAAAUGCAGUCUAUCACCGCUGUUGCCCAUCUUCGGUCCGCUAUCCUCUACUUCAUGGAUCUUUCCGAGCAGUGUGGAUACUCCGUUGGUGACCAGAUCAAACUCUUCCACAGCAUCAAGCCCCUUUUCGCCAAUAAGAUUGUGUUCAUUGUUGUCAACAAGAUCGAUGUGCGCCGUCCCGAGGAUCUGGAGCCCGAGUACCAGGAGCAGCUUCAGGAUAUCCUCAAGGCUGAGGAUGUCGAGAUGCUGCAGGUUUCUUGCACCACCACCGAGGGUGUGACUGCCGUCAAGAACGCCGCUUGUGACAAGCUGCUCGCUGAGCGUGUUGCCCAGAAGCUCAAGUCUGGCUCCACCGCUGCCACCCCUGGUGGUCGUCUUGGUGAUGUUUUGUCCCGUAUCCACGUUGCUCAGCCUAUGGGCGGUGUGCGUGAGACUUUCAUUCCCGAGGCCGUCAAGAACCUCACGAAAUACGAUAAGAAUGACCCCAACCGCCGGAGAUUGGAGCGCGAUAUCGAAGAGGAGAACGGCGGUGCUGGUGUCUACAGCUUCGACAUGAAGCGCGACUACGAUCUCGCCAACAAGGACUGGAACCACGACGUCAUCCCCGAGGUGUGGAACGGCAAGAACAUCUACGACUUUGUGGACCCCGAUAUCGAGACCAAGCUUGCUGCUCUCGAGGAGGAGGAAGAGAAGCUCGAGGCGGAUGGAUACUACGAUUCCGACGAGAGCGUGGAGGAUGCAGAGGAUGCCGACAACCGUCUCAAGGCCGAUCUGAUCCGCGAGAAGCGUGUUCUCAUGCGCAACGACGCCAAGAUGCGCAAGUCUCUCAAGAACCGCGCCCAAAUCCCCCGCAGCGCCAAGUCCAAGACUCUCUCCCAGCUUACCAGAGGUCUCGACUCCGCUGGUUACGAUAUCAAUGCUGCCAGUUCGCGUGCCCGCAACGACGCCCUAUCCCGGCCUCGUGGCCGUACCACUGCCCGUGAGGCUACUGCCGACGCGGACGCCAUGGACGUCGAUGACAACCCACACAAGGCCCUCGCUCGCGCUAAGAGCCUCGCUCGCAACACACCGGCUACUGAUCGUCGUCUGGACGGUGUUACCAGCUUCAGCAACCGUGACAAGGCUGAGCGUAUGGCUAAGUUGGGCCAGAAGAAGAUGAACCGCAUGGCUCGUGCUGGUGAGGCUGAUCGUCACACCACUGCCUCUCUCGCCAAGCACUUGUUCUCCGGAAAGCGUGGUAUGGGCAAGACAGACCGUCGUUAA